Ciona intestinalis (vase tunicate) is the source of this 1567-nucleotide messenger RNA. RefSeq names its product succinyl-CoA:glutarate CoA-transferase-like. Gene Ontology annotation, molecular function: succinate-hydroxymethylglutarate CoA-transferase activity. The record is from RefSeq and is a predicted model, not a curated record. Gene Ontology annotation, cellular component: mitochondrion. NCBI's taxonomy places the organism in Eukaryota, Metazoa, Chordata, Ascidiacea, Phlebobranchia, Cionidae.
UAGGAAUAGGAUACCUAUUACCUGCUAGCUACAUUUUGGUAAAUUAGGGUAUUGGACUUCGGUAUUUGGUAAAAUGUCUGUUUCAUCUGCUACUAAACUUUUAAAUGGAGUUCGUGUUCUUGACAUGUCACGAAUUCUUGCUGGACCCUUUGCUUCCAUGAUCUUAGGAGAUAUGGGAGCAGAGAUUGUUAAAAUCGAACAUCCGGAAGUUGGGGAUGGAACAAGGGAGUGGGGUCCUCCGUUCCUGGGAUCUGAGAGCGCUUAUUUUAUUUCAAUUAAUCGUAACAAGAAAAGCGUUGGUGUUAAUAUAAAACAUGAAAAAGGGGCGGACAUUAUAAAGAAAUUAGUGAAGAAGAGUGAUGUACUUAUGGAAAACUACAUCCCUGGACAGCUGGAUCGAAUGGGGUUUGGUUACGAGGAAAUAAAGCAGAUUAAUGAAAGUUUAGUAUAUUGUUCUAUUACUGGGUAUGGGUCUGAUGGGCCAUAUGCAACCAGGGCAGGGUAUGAUGUCAUUGCUUCUUCUGUUGCAGGACUGAACCACAUCACAGGUCCGGAAAAUGGCGACCCUUGUAGAGCAGGAGUCGCUAUGACUGACAUGUCAACUGGCUUGUUUGCUCAUGGGGCUAUACUUGCUGCUCUUCUACACAGAGAAAAGACCGGCCUGGGGCAAAAAAUUGAAUGUAAUCUUUUAUCUACACAAGUUUCUAUGCUGACUCAUGUCGCUUCCAGUUACUUAAACGCUGGUCUGGAAGCAAAAAGGUGGGGUACCGGUCAUGCCAGUAUUGUCCCUUACCAAUCAUUCAAAACAAAGGAUGGAAAAUUUCUCACAGUUGGUGCUGGCAACAACAAGCAUUUUGAAAAACUCUGUCAGCUUCUUAAGGUGGAAGAUUUGAUCACAAAUAAUAAAUUCAGGGACAACAAAGACAGGGUAGUUAACAGAGUUGAACUUAUUGGGAUUCUGUCUGAAAUAUUCCAAGCAAAAACCAUGGAAGAUUGGUUAGUGAUAUUGGAAGAUUGUGGGUUCCCAUACGGACCUAUCAACAACAUGGAAGAAACCUUUAAUGAUCCUCAGGUCCUCCACAAUAAAAUGAUCAUGGAAAUGGAUCAUCCAGCAUGUGGAAGAAACAUCCGGAUCCCUGCUCCUCCGGUUCGAUACAGCUCCCACUCUUACUUGGAUGCGACUUCACCUCCUACACUUGGCCAACACACGAGGGAGGUGUUGAGCAACCUCGUCGAUUUCACAGAUGAGCAAAUUGAUGAAUUAGUUGCAUCUGGUGUUGUGAAAUAAAACAUGCAGUUCAUGAUAUACGUAAUACUCAUACUUAUAAUUUAUAGAGUUUAAACAAAUUACCCUAUGCUUUAAAUGUAUUUAGCCUUUUAAUCUUUAUUUUUAUAUGGUAAAUUUUAGCUAUGCAAUCUUUUUGUUAAUUCUGUUUUAUAAUUUAUGUUUAUUGCAUUGGUACUUGACUUGUGCAAUCUAGUAGUGUCAUCAAAAAUCAAAAUAUUGUUCUGCAUUUAGUGUAAUGUGUUUGACAUUAUAGAAGCUUAAACUUUACAUUGCUUACAG